Molecule: messenger RNA, 1014 nt
Organism: Penicillium arizonense
Lineage: Eukaryota; Fungi; Ascomycota; Eurotiomycetes; Eurotiales; Aspergillaceae
Product: CIA30 family protein
Exons: 3
Coding region: 1-1014 (337 amino acids)
Biological process (GO): mitochondrial respiratory chain complex I assembly; mitochondrial electron transport, NADH to ubiquinone
Cellular component (GO): mitochondrion
Source: RefSeq, a predicted model, not a curated record
AUGUUCCCAACGAAACGUCUAGCCCAAGGCGGGUUCUUCAGACGCAGCGCUGACGAACUCGGUCGUCUAUCCAAAAUCGCCUGGAACACAGAAACCCUCCACACACCCACGAAACCUUACUCAAUCCUCAACUUCGAAAAUGAAAGCGAAGUCAAAGCCUGCAAGACCAUGGCCGACCGCGCCGUAGGAGGCUUCAGCACCGCCAGCUUAGACUUCGAGCCAGCAGACCCUUCAACAAACACACCUUCGCAUGCCCGGUUCCACGGCACCAUCUCAACUAAGCUCCCAGAAAACUGGCGCGUUGAAAGAACCGGCUAUGCCGCCUUCCGCAACCAAGACAGAGGCCUUUGGCUUUUCGGUCGCCUGUUCUGGGAUGUCGAUCCAUACUCGUAUCUGGCCUUACGGAUUAAAUCCGAUGGUCGACGAUACACCGUUAACGUUCAGAGUGACUCCAUCGUCGAAACGGAUAUCCACCAGCACAGACUAUACACGAAACACCAUCGUGUGCGCGACGCUGAAGAUCAUAAUGACAACCCCGAGUCUCUAGCCGAACUUUACCCGGAGGGUAUGCCCGCGGCACUUUCAGAUGUACCGCCCCAAUCCACAAUCCUUGCAUCAUCGACUAGUACGACGACAUCUGGGGGAACGGGAUGGGAGACUGUUCUAUUGCCGUUCAACUCGUUUGUUCGCACGAAUCAUGGCUACGUCAUCGAACCUCAGACAUCGCUGAUGCGCCAGCGCAUUAAGAGUAUCGGUAUUGGCUUGACGGAUCGAGUGGAGGGGCCGUUUGAUUUGCGCAUUCAUAAAAUCUGGGCGACUAAUGGGAUGGGUGAAGCAGAGCAUGAAGAGGAGGUGCGGAUUUGCGGUGCGGAUGCCUUGCCUAUUGAUGAGGGUGUUCGGACGGGUUGGACUGAGGAGCCCGCGCCGAAGCCUGAGAGGGAACAGCGGCAGCAGCAGGAGCAGCGGUCCAAGGAGAAGGGGCUCAAGGGAUUGAAAGGGGAGUGGGAUGAGUGA